UCGGCGCUUUAAGUUGUGUUUUAUAUAACUCGUCGUAAAUUAAAGUCUCGUGUUACCAUAAAUGAUCAAGCUGUCUACUCGUUGUCAACAACGUUUUAUUCCAUUCAAAUUCUGUGUUGUGCGUCAAAAUGCCGGAAUUUCGAAUAACGGAAAGUGUUAAAAAACGCGCAUUUGAGGAUAUAUAUACUGUCCAAAAGGAAUUGGGCUGUGGCGCAACUUCUAAAGUCUUCAAAUGUACUCACAACGGAACAGGUCAACCAUGGGCAGUAAAGAUCAUCAAGAAAAAGGUUGACAGAAAAGUUGAACGCACAGAAAUAGGAAUUCUUCUGAAAAUCACACAUGAAAAUGUGAUUCGACUGAAGGAAAUUUAUGAGACGCCUUCUCAGAUACUGCUUGUUUUAGAUUUGGUUACUGGAGGGGAGUUAUUUGAAAGGAUCGUGAACAAGGGACAUUACUGCGAGAAGGACGCUGCAUUUGCUGUGAAAGAAAUGCUUGGGGGAGUCCAGUAUCUCCAUGAAAACGGGAUUAUUCAUAGAGACCUUAAGCCCGAAAAUUUACUGUACGAAAGCUCAGCAGCAGAUGCCAAAUUAAAAAUAGCUGAUUUUGGUUUAUCAAAGAUAAUUGAAGAGCAGGUUAAGGCCAACACAGUGUGUUGCACGCCAGGCUACUGCGCCCCUGAAGUUGUGACGGGCCGGCUGUACAGCACACAGGUUGACUUGUGGAGCAUUGGUGUCAUUGCAUACAUUCUGUUGUGUGGUUACGAGCCCUUCAACCAUGACAGUGAACAACAAAUGUACAAGAAGAUUGUAAAAGGAGAUUAUGAGUUUAAUUCAACGUACUGGGACAAAAACACAAUAAAUUCUAAGGACCUGAUAAGCAGGCUGCUGAAGGUGAAUGACAAGGAGCGACUGACGGCAGAGGAGGCGCUGCGCCACCCGUGGGUCCGUGGCAUCGCAGCGUCCGGUGAACACAUGGAGGGUGCACAGAUCAACAUCAAGAAGUUCAACGCUAAGAGGAAAAUGAAGAUACAUUCAGGGAUGGACCAGAAAAACAUGGAUGUAGAUGCACUGUUCACAUCAGAUUCAGAAAAGACGUUUCAGUAUGACAGUAGUCUACCAAGUCUACCAGUCCCUUCCCUGCAACACACUCUUGACAGAUAUCUCGACUCAGUUCGACCACAUAUAACAGAUUCAGAGUUCAUGCAGACAGAAAUCCUGGUGCAGCAGUUUGCUUCUGGUGUUGGAAAAGACCUUCAUAAACAACUUGUGAAGCGGGCUAGCAUCAACAGAAACUGGCUGGAGCAAUGGUGGCUUGACUUUACGUAUCUGGACUUUAGACUCCCCAUCAGCCCCUAUAUAAACUUUGCCGGACCCGGACCCUACAUGCACCAUUUCCUUCCGCCACGACCCGGAACCCAGGUGGAAAGAGCUGCCCUGAUGUCACAUUUUAGUCUGCGAUUCUGGAGCCACCUUAGGAAGGAGAGAGUCAAGCCAGACAAAGACAGCAGGGGACAGCAUCUGACUAUGGACCAGUUUCGUAGGCUGUUUAGUACCUGCAGAAUACCUGCAGUGCAGAGGGAUCAUCUGGCGACAUACUUCAAAACUGAUUCUGAAGGGAAGGCUCCCUCUAACAUCGUGGUGCUGUGCCGUGGUCGGAUAUUCAACAUGACUGUGAUUGACGAUAGCGGUGAGCCCCUAACAGCCCCUGAACUGCAGGCCCAGUUCCAGCGAGUCAGGGACCAGUGUGACCGGGAACCAGAGGGGCCGGGAAUAGGAGCCCUUACUGGGGACAAUAGGACCUCAUGGGCUCAGAUACGGAGUCACCUGCAGUCCCUACACCCUGACAACUACAACAGGCUAGAGGCGAUACAGAGCAGCAUCAUGUGCGUGGUCCUAGAUGACAAUUCACCAAAAGAUGAGACAGAGGUAUGCCAGUUAGCGUUGGCGGGUGACUCCAGAAAUCGUUGGUUUGACAAAUCUCUGAGCCUAAUUUACUUCAAAAAUGGCCUGACUGCAUCCAACUGCGAUCACACCCCUAUGGAUGCCAUGGUGUUGGUGGUCUGUAUAUACUAUGGAGACCUCCAGAUUAUGAAAUGUAAAGGAAAGUGGCAGGGUAGUCAGGAGAUCCGUUCAUUCGACUAUCCGAAGGAACUGAAGUUCAUCGUAGACGAUCGCGUUACCCAUGGAAUAAGCAAUGCCAUUCAGGUCUACAGCAAGAUUGCAAAUAAUCUUGAAUGUUGUACCCUAACAUUCACUUCGUACGGCAAGACUUUUCUGCGCUCCAUGCAGCUUCACCCCGACACGCAUGUCCAGUUAGCUAUCCAGUACGCCUUCUUCAAACGACACGGGCGCCCAGCAGCGACAUACCAGACAGCGACGACGCGCAAGUUUUACAACGCCCGCACAGAAACCCACAGGUCAUGCACCACUGAGUCAGUGCAGUUUGCCAGGGCAAUGCUGGAUAAGAGUGUCGGGGUGGAAACUAGGGCGGCCUUGUACUUACAGGCUGCUGCCAGACACAAUCAGCUGAUGACAGAGGCAACUGAAAACCAAGGCUGUGAUCGGCACAUGUUUGGGAUGCAGAUUCUUGCUAUGGAGCAGGGACUUCCUAUGCCUCUGAUAUAUACAGACCCCGCCUAUACCAAGAGUGGAGGUGGUGGAAACUUUGUCUUGUCAACAAGUUUUGUAGGCUACACUUCAGUAUACGGUGGCGCCGUUCCAAUGGUGGAACACGGUUAUGGCACUUUCUACAAAAUAGAGCCAACAUUGAUAACCACGUUCGUCUCUGCCUGGAAGUCCUGUACGGAAACUGAUGCGGUCGAGUUUAACCGCAUCGUGCACGAGUGUCUCGUAGAAAUGGGUGCAGUCUUGAAGGCCAGCGCGGGAGAAGCAAGGGCUUGAACCUGUUUAUUCCAGUAUGACCAACUGUUUUAGUGGAUUUACAAAAAAUGAGCGAGUACCUAAAUGCGGACAGUAAAUGAACAAUCGGACGCGUGAACAAUGUGUUUUAUUGCAUUAUGUAUGUUGACAAGAUAGUAUUAGAAGAUUGUUUGUUUGAAUAUGAGUGUCUUUGACUCGUGCAAUGCACACCUCUUAUUUUUGUACAAAGUCAAUAUAUUAAAUCAUAUUUUCCUUUAUUUUUAUAAACUCACUUUUUACAUUAUAAAUAUUUUUGUAUCUAUCUUAUUUAUCAAUACAUAUAUGUAUUACUUUAUCCAUUUUGUAGUGUCAAACACAUGUUUACACAAUUAUGAAAGGUCUACACAUUAAUGCAGUCGUGAAAACGCAGCGGGACCUGUAAAUAAACCCUGAAAUACGCACAAAUUUACUGACAUAGCUGUCGAGACCUUGGCCAGUGCCUUACUGUGUAUGACCAUUAAUUCAUAUUAAAUAAUGGAGUAUUUAGCUCAAAAUAAAUAUAUUUUCAUUGCAA
Dreissena polymorpha is the source of this 3432-nucleotide messenger RNA. RefSeq names its product peroxisomal carnitine O-octanoyltransferase-like. Gene Ontology annotation, molecular function: ATP binding; protein kinase activity; carnitine O-octanoyltransferase activity. The record is from RefSeq and is a predicted model, not a curated record. Bases 129 to 2900 code for a protein of 923 amino acids. Gene Ontology annotation, biological process: protein phosphorylation. Gene Ontology annotation, cellular component: peroxisome. The transcript is spliced from 26 exons. Lineage: Eukaryota; Metazoa; Mollusca; Bivalvia; Myida; Dreissenidae.